Messenger RNA from Ruditapes philippinarum (Manila clam), 2974 nucleotides. RefSeq lists its product as uncharacterized. The coding region runs from base 37 to 1668 and encodes 543 amino acids. Gene Ontology annotation, biological process: tRNA methylation; tRNA wobble uridine modification. The transcript has 10 exons. The record is from RefSeq and is a predicted model, not a curated record. Lineage: Eukaryota; Metazoa; Mollusca; Bivalvia; Venerida; Veneridae. Gene Ontology annotation, cellular component: mitochondrion; cytoplasm. Gene Ontology annotation, molecular function: GTP binding.
GACGAUAUUGACACGAAGAAAGAUGCACUGAUAUCAAUGGAAACAUUACCCGGUUUGGAUAUAGAUCAUUACAAUAUUUUGUUCGUAGGCGCUAUAGCAUCUGGGAAAUCUAGUUUUAUCAAUACUUUAUCAGCAGUGUUUACUGGACAGUUUGUCCCGAUUGCUCAAGCCGGACAAACACCAGAGAGCUACACCAGGAAGGUAACGAAAUUUAUCAUUCAACCAAAGACGAAUGAAAGAUUGAAUUUAUUCAUUUAUGACAUGCCCGGAUUUGAGCACGAAAGAGGACUUGCAGAAGAGCUUAAACUUAUAUUAGAAGGAAGAUUACCUGAAGACUAUCAAUUUCAAGACAAGACGAAGCUUAACAAAAUAGCGCUAAAGACGAAUGCAACAUUGAAUGACCGUAUUCACUCAGUGUGUAUGGUAGUAGCAGGUGAUACACGUUUCGAAGAUUUUUCUAAAGAACAGUUAAAAAACAUUGGUGACAUACGAAAUACAAUUGCAGAGUCGGGUUUACCAAUGGUGGUUGUUGCAACUAAGUUUGACAAGCUAUGUCCAAAUAUAUUGAAAGAUUUUGAGCAUUUAUUUCAAUGCCCGGCAGCUAAAGAAACAGUUACAAACAUUGCUGCAUUCUUCGGGGUUCCUGAGAAGGAUGUGUUUCCAAUUAUGAACUAUCUCGAAGAAAAACAGAAGGAUGAUGUGAAAGAACUUUUAGCUGUAAAUGCAUUUCAUUGGAUAUUUGAAAUGGUUGAAAGCUACCUUCGGCACCAUAAAGAUCUGAAGGUUGCACCUGACGACUGGUCUGAGCGAGAAACACUUUUACCAAAAUUGAAAAAUGAAGAUGACAAAAGGAAGGUAAUAAAAUCAAUCUAUGAGAGUACUUUAGCAUUGGAAAACAAGACAUUAAGGAUUCUAGUGGUUGGACCUACAGGUUCCGGAAAAUCAAGCUUCAUUGACUCAAUAGCAUCUGCCCUUUGUAAUGAAAUUACUUUCAAAGCAGUGGGAAUCGGGUCAGCAUGUGCAAUGUCGGACAAUGUUACAUCUGCAACGCAGAAGUUUAAAUUGCAUGAUAUGGAAUGCUUAGAUGAUGGUUAUAGAAGAAAGAGCAGAGUAUGUUUUGGGGAUACCCCUGGCUUUCAGGACAUGGAUGGAAUAACAGAAGAUAAUGUCAAGCGCAUUAUCGAAGGGAACGUCCCGGAUAAAUACAAUAUCAUAAAUGGUAUUCAAAAAACGCAAAGGGAAAAUAUAAACGAACUACCACCCUGUGACAAAAUACAUUGUGUAUGUUUUGUUUUUGACUGCAUGAGUAUUCAAAAGGGUCUGUCAGAAAAGAUGACGACGCUCAUCAGAAAUUUGCAUCAAUUCAUCGACUGUGAAGAGUGUCCGCUGGUAGUGGUCUUGACAAAGUGUGACGAAGUCAGCGAACUUUUGCGGACAGAGAAACGUCGUGUAUUUACAGACAAGGCAGUAAAGAAAUGCAAACAAGAACUGUUUGAACGGUUUCGAUUUAAACAACAACUCCUCUUUCCGGUUGUCAAUUACGUUAAUGAAAAUAAUGUUGAUCUACAAGCCGAUGCACUUCUGUUAGCUGCAUUAAUGGAGAUGAUUAAACUCGGGAAAAGAAGAUUGGAAAAACUUGAAGAAAGCGCUGGCUAUCAAAGUUAUUAAGCUCUAUUAGCAGGACAUCUUUUCCUAUUGGAAACCCCGCAGUUGUUGUCAUUUGAAACGUUAUUAAUAAGAAAGACUAUUGUUUAUUUUCAUAUUUGCAGUAUAUCUUUGGUUUUAUCAAUAUAAAAAUGUCAGUGAUUACCUUUCGUAUUGAUAAUAUAUCAGUUGUGUAACGUGUUUAAGAGGAAAACUGCUUUUAGAGCCAGGUGACUGCAGCUGCAAGUCGAUUGCUUUACUUUGACGGAAUUUAAGCCAGGUGUACGUGGAUACCUGACUACCAGAAAUGAUAGUUUAACAUAUCAGGGUUGACAUAUACCCGAUUUUAUUUUCCUUCUUUAGAAAAUUUGAUAUGUGUAUGUAUUCAAAAAUAGAAUAUUGUCAUUUCACUGAACAAAAUAGGCCAUACCAAUUAAGAUACCAAUUUGUUUUCUCUUUCUAGAUGAUUGCUUUUGAAAUUGUUUGUUAGCUCGUACUUGAAUAUUUGAGUGGUUAUCCAUGAACUCACAAAUACUUAUGGUCCUAUAAACCACGACUGUUCAUUUCUGACAUUUCAGUAUAAUCAGAUGCUUUACAGGCAUGCAAUAAAAUCCAGUAUCUAUUUAACUGUGUAUUUCUUUUCACAUUCAUCGUAUUAUUUUACUAAAAAGAUCACUCCCUGUAGUCUUGACUUUACGAAUAUAUUUACUAUUGUAACUUAUUUUAAAAAGUAACAGACCUUUUUGUCAUUAAAAAUAGACAUGUAUAAAUAAAGGAUGUAUAUAAACCAUUGGCAGAAGAUAUUUUACGAAACCAUAAUUAUUUGAUUAUUCAAUGCUUGUAUUUCAUUGAAACUGAGAUAUACCAAAAGUUUAAUUAAAAUGUUUUUAAAUGAAAUUCUAUCAAUAAUAUUAUAGUUUUGUCAUGUUUUGACAGAGUAUUGCAAGGCUUCUUUUGUAAAUCAUUGAUGCACUGUUAUUUAUAUAUAUCUAUUUUCUAAUGAUAUAGGCCAAAUUAUAUGUUGCUUCUUUAAAAUGUAGAACAACUUUUUACUGACAUUGUUAUUUGAUUUAAAGUAUUCAAUUAUUAAAUUUUGUAAAUGUUACACCUAAUUUAAAAACGAAACUAUUUCAUCAGCACAGCAACCACACAUGACUACAUUUCAUUUUUCAAGUGUAUGUUGAUAAAUCAAACGUCCACAUGGCAUGUAUUUAAAUCAGAACAACAGGCAAUGUGUGCUGUUUCAUUGCCUGAUGUACUAUGAGACUUUCUUGACAAGGCCCACGUUUUGUUUGAUAGUAUACAAUUUUUCUAAACAUUAUCAUGUUUA